Molecule: messenger RNA, 8457 nt
Organism: Antechinus flavipes (yellow-footed antechinus)
Lineage: Eukaryota; Metazoa; Chordata; Mammalia; Dasyuromorphia; Dasyuridae
Gene: A4GALT
Product: alpha 1,4-galactosyltransferase (P blood group)
Exons: 1
Coding region: 171-1343 (390 amino acids)
Biological process (GO): protein O-linked glycosylation
Molecular function (GO): acetylglucosaminyltransferase activity
Source: RefSeq, a predicted model, not a curated record
GAAAUUUCAUCUGCUGGACUGGGGAGCGGGAGGGAAGAAGCAAUGAAUCCCUUCCUCUUUACACAUGUGAAACACAUCGAAAUCCUUAAAAUGGUACCGAGAGGCCCUCAUUAGUAGUCACAGGUGAUGGUGUACAUAACAGAGCCCAACUAUAAUUUUAUAUGUCGUAAAUGAAUGUGUCUUGCCUUGGACUUUCGGGGAACCUUUCCUCACUGUGUGACUUCUUUUGCAGAUCCCCCGUUCUUCUCAGAAGCCCUUCUCUAUGGUCGGAGACCAUGUCCAAGCAGCCCAUGUGUGUGCUGAAGUUCCUCCGAGGGUCCACCAACCAGAGAGUGUGCAUGCUGUUAGCCAUUAUUUUCAAGCUCAUGUUUCUCGUCUCUAUCAUGAUCUACUGGAUGGCAGAAUCGAAAUACAAGGGCCAGCUGCACAGCUUGCCUCUCGAGGUUAAGUGCCCCCUUCUCCUUUCUUCAGCACCUCCUCCGAUCCUGGGUGAGCCCCCUGCCCCACCAGGGGACAUCUUCUUUGUGGAAACUUCCGAUCGGACCAACCCCAACUUCCUUUUCAUGUGCUCGGUGGAGUCGGCCUCCAGGACUCACCCUGGUACCAGGAUUGUUGUCCUCAUGAAGGGUCUGCUUGGCAGGAACUCUUCCCUCCCCAAGCACUUGGGCAUCUCUCUGCUGAGCUGCUUCUCCAAUGUGGAAUUCCAGCCAUUGGACCUGGCCGACCUUUUUGAGGGCACCCCUUUAGCCAGUUGGUACGCCUUUCUCAACCAAAGAUGGCAUCCGUACCUGCUCCCCACCAUUUCGGACGCUGCCAGAAUAGCCAUCAUGUGGAAGUUUGGGGGGAUUUAUUUGGAUACGGACUUCAUCGUCCUGAAAAAUCUGAAGAACUUCACCAACGUCCUGGGCAUCCAGUCCAAAUAUGUGCUCAAUGGGGCCUUCCUGGCCUUCGAGCCCAAACACGAGUUCAUCCAGCUCUGCAUGCAGGACUUUGUGGAUCAUUAUAACGGGUGGAUCUGGGGCCACCAGGGCCCCCAGCUCUUGACCCGCGUCUUCAAAAAGUGGUGCGGGAGUAAGAGCCUUCAGGAUCGCCGGAGCUGCAGGGGGGUCCACGCCCUGCCCCAGGAAGCCUUCUACCCCAUCACGUGGCAAAACUGGAAGAGGUAUUUCGAAGACAUCAGCUCGCAGGAAUUCCACACGCUGCUGAAUAAGACCUACGCGGUCCACGUGUGGAACAAGAAGAGCCAGAGCGUCAGCUUUGAGGUCACUUCUAAGGUACUGCUGGCCCGGCUCUACUCCCGCUAUUGCCCUAUGACCUCAGAGGUCAUGAAGAUGUACCUCUGAAGAGCUGAAGUGGACUCCUGACAACCUGCCCCCUUGAGAAAGCUUUGGCUCAACACUCAGUGCCCUCUUUACGGAAAAGGGCACCUCAGAUGGAAGGUCCAUUCCAGCUAAAGAACAUGGGAUCUUCCAUGAAGAGGGGGUUCUGAUUGGGCUGGAGGUGGGAAGUGAUGAACCAUCCUCCUCCAUCUGUCCUGAAUGGUAGCCAUCUGCCAACUGGAACUGUGAGUAUCCAAAAGAACAGAAUGGAGGAAAAGGCUGUUGGCUUGGAAGAAAGGGAGAUGUUUGUCACAAGAAAUCAGAGAAUUGGGGCAGCUAGACUGGCCCUGGAGUUCAGACCUGAGUUCGGAUGCGGCCUCAGACACGUAACACUUUCUAGCUGUGUGACCUUGGACAAGUCACUUAACCCCAAUUGCUUCACCAAAAAUAAAAUAAGUCAGAGAAUGGAAGCUGGUUCAGAGACUUCAGGGUGAAGAAGGCAAAAAAAAAAAAAAAUUACCCAAUGUAGGAAGAGAUUGCCCAUGAGAAAAGAGGGAGAAAAGGUUAUUCUUGAAGUCAUAGAGGCCAAAAGCUUCUGGAGGCUUUCCACUCUCCCAAGUCGCUCUGAAUAUUGAGAUGAAUAUGUCUUCUUUGGCUCUUUGAAGACUGGCAGCAGGAGCUUACAUUUGGGGGAGAGGGGAAUUGAGCUUUGGAGUUCCCAAGGUGGGAGAGCCUCCCUGUUUUCUCCCCUAUCCUACUCCUGCCCUCACUUUGUCCCUUUUAGGAAUAGACUUGAGUCAACUGAAUAGGGUCAGCCACUAACUUUUGGGGUGGGGAGGGGUCGUGAGAAAGGCAUUUCAGGAGAGACUGACAAAAUCUCUAAAAUAUUCUCUCUUCCACAUAUCAGGUAAGAACAAGAGAAAAAUAUAAUAAUAAUAAUAAUAAUAACAACAACAACAACAACAACAACUCCUCAUCUUUUGACUUUGUAAAUCGAAUUUUCUCCAUGAUCUCAUUUGAGUUUCACAACAGCUCAGGGAGAUUACGUCCAUUUCAUAGGGAAAGAAACUGGGUCUUAGAGGACUACAUGUCAUAGAGCUAAUAAGUGCCUGAGACAGGAUUUGAACACAGGUCUUCCCUACUCCGAAUCUAAGGCUCUGUCUGCUACAAAGGUUGUCAGAUUGUCCUAGGAGGUCUGGCACCCUUAUUGCUAAGAGGUUCCUAAAACUUGGUGGAUGCUCCUUCCCAGUCCCCUGCCACUUACCCUCACUUUCAGGUCGUCUUGGAAGCUCACUGAGCAAGUUUUCCCCAUGGAUUUUGCUAGAUUCACAAGAAAAAGCUGACUCAAAUCCAAGGCGUUCUGAAGCAUCCUUCAUCCAAGCAGACCGUCCAAUUGGACAAAGAUACAUCAGCUACAAGGGGGUGCCAUUCCCCUGCAUUUUGUCGGGGGCUGGGAUCUUGCAAACCUUUCUUUAUUUGGUAUUUCUAAUCUGGAAGCGGCCCUCCAGAAUCAAGCCCUCACCUAGGUGUCUCUUUGAACACCUGGAUGGUAAACGGGGGCUCCGCCAUUGUGUCAAGAGCCCCCUCUUUGUAAUCUUCACCAGGGGCUUCUCAAUAAGAUUUCUCCAUUGCUUUCUCUAAGUCUCCCCCCUAAUAUUAAAAUUUUUUAAUUUUAAUUUUUAUUUUUAUUUACAUUUUUAAUGGAGGCCUUUUUUAGGAAAAUAGGAAGGGGAUAAGCUGAUCUGGGGGACAGGAAGUACCACAUCUCCUAUGCUAUCUGUAUGAUCCUGGACAAGUUAUUUUAAUUAACCUUUCAGUGUCUGCACAUACCCCCCCCCCCUAAAUGUGUAAGUGGCAGGAGUGUCAUUAGUAGAAACUUCCUUGCCCAGGAGUUUGGAUGCCAAAGAAUUCACACAGUCUGGUCCCUAUCCUCCAUCCCUUCUUGGUUCUGCAUUGGUCCACAAAUUGUCUUCCCCAAUGUUUCCUUCUCCUUUCCCUUUCCCCCAAAAGUCACCCAUCAUAACAGAAGGAAAAAGAAGGAAGGAAAAAACCACCAGUUGAGCAAAACCAGCACCCACCAAUCAAGUUUGCCUUUUUAAUUCCUCCUGAUCUGCACUGUCUAUUGUGCCAUGUGGCACCCAUCCCUUGAGAAGCUAAGAAUGCCCUGCUUGACCUCGUCCGCCCUCUAACUUCCGAAGGUCCCUCCUGAAAGUUGACUGUCAGGUUUUGGAGGCUGAGUUUGACCUUUCCCUUCUCAGUUCCCAAUUCUGAACAUGAGAGUGUGUUUAAUAUAUAUUUAGAAGGGAAAAAACAUUCUGAGGCUUAGAACUCAGAACACUCAGUAGUCUUUUGAUUACUAGAAAGAAUUAAAAUCUGCUUGCAAGAGAGAAGUCAUCCCCAGGCUGCCCAGGAGGAGAGCCUUGAGGUGGGGGCAUCUAGUGCCUCACCCCUGCCUCCCUAGAAUUCUUGGUUAAUAUGCAACCCUGGCUACUCAUAUAACCCGUCCAUCUCAACUUCAGGGUUUGCUCCCCUACUAAAGUUAUUAUAAAGAGAUAGUGGAUUGUAUUAUUUUUCUUCCUCCUGCCCCGGUCCAAAUAUGGCACAUGGCUGGGGGCUCAUGAGUCGUGGUUCGAAGUGGAUGAGAACCUACAGAAGAACUCAACUUGGUGCUUUUCUGUGAGUUCCACAUGGGAAAAGAGAGUAUCCGAUAUGAUAAAGCUCACUUUCUACUACUGGGUUUGUUUGAGAAGGAAAGGGUGAUGAGGGGUGGAGUCAAGAAUUGAUUUUCCUACUCUCUUGUUGCAUGUAAGCUCCAUCAUUAUCAGAAAGUUUAUCAAGUUGCAAGCCUGUCCUGUGCCUUCUUCUCAGAUUAUCUGGUGGAGGAGGAGGAUGGAAAAGAAUUAAGAGAAGUGAAGCAGCAGGUCAGAAGAGAAGGGACCCAGCGGAGAAUUUUCUUUUCUUUUUUUUUUUUUUUAAUUUUUUUUUUAAUUUUUUAUUUAAUAAUUACAUUAUAUUGACACUCAUUUCUGUUCCGAUUUUUUUUUCCCCUCCCACCCUCCACCCCCUCCCCUAGAUGGCAAGCAGUCCUUUAUAUGUUGGAUAUGUUGCAGUAUAUCCUAGAUACAAUAUAUGUUUGCAGAACCGAACAGUUCUCUUGUUGCGUAGGGAGAAUUGGAUUCAGAAGGUAUAAAUAAUCCGGGAAGAAAAACAAAAAUGCAGAUAGUUCACAUUCGUUUCCCAGUGUUCUUUCUUUGGGUGUAGCUGCUUUUGUCCGUCAUUUAUCAAUUGAAACUCAGGUCUCUUUGUCAAAGAAAUCCACUUCCAUCAAAAUAUGUCCUCAUACAAUAUCGUUGUCGAAGUGUAUAAUGAUCUCCUGGUUCUGCUCAUUUCACUUAGCAUCAGUUCAUGUAGGUCUCUCCAAGCCUCUCUGUAUUCAUCCUCCAGCGGAGAAUUUUCUUCAAUAGAGCCGUGUACAUUCCCUGCCGCCAUGUUUCAUUCCCUACUGCUAUGUUUCAUUCUCUGCCUCUAGGGCUCUAUCCUGUCUUUAUUUCUGUUCAUCUAAUCUCAUCAAGCUUCCCCUUUCUCCUCUCCCUCACAACUGAGUUUAUUUCCUGUUGGGUUUGGUUGACAACUAAGCAGUAGAACCUGAAAUCUUCCAGAUUCUUUCUAAGAGGAAGCUGGUCCAGAUCCAACCCACCCUUCAUGGUUGGGUAACAUCUACUGGUCCAGGAGGAUUUGGGACAUUGUUUUUGCAGGUAUCAUAUGGAAAAUCUUUUCCAGUUGCUAGAUUCUGGAUCCUGAGACUGGCCCCAAGAUAGUAUAAUGGAAGAAGAGCAUGGAUGGUGGUCCCUUGUUGGUUGGAGAGCCAAGGGGCAAAGUGGGAGGCAGCCCAGUGUUGGGCUCCACCACUUGGAAAGUGAGAGGACUGGUAAAAAGCUCUGGAUCUGAAUGGAGAGACCUCAGUUCAAAGCCUGGCCUUGCCACUUAUUCCCUUUGGGACCUCACUUUUUGUACCUCAAUUUUCUGAUCUAUAAAACGAGGGCACUAGUUGACUCCUGAGGUCUUUUGGCUUCAAACCCACAAUUUCUUGUUUUCUUUGAAGCUUUAAGAAUAUUGGACGGAGGCUUUGCACAUACCUGGAGGGACACUAAUGAGAUUACCCUUCCCUGCCCCUCCCAGGCUGUUAUUUCAGCUCUAACCCUAUACUAGUGUCUUCUGGACCUUUCUCAUGCACAGAUGUUGUCAUUUACAGAACUGAGUCACUUUUUUCCUUCUCCGUUUUAAAUAUUUAGUUGGGGGGUAGGAGUGAGGGGAAGGAGAAAAUUUCUGGGUUUUCUGAGUUUAUUAUUUUUUUCUCCUUCCAUGAAAACAUUCUGUUCUAUGGCAUCUUGUUCUACUGGCACAUGAUGGUUUUUGCCUCUAAAUGAUUGAGCUGAGGCUGUAAUCAGAUUUUAGUUGCAUCGAAAUAACAUUAGACUGAGCGUAAUAAACCAGUGUGAGCUGGCCAGGCACCCCACAGUCUCUUUCAGGGUUUCGGUAGUGGACCCAGAACUGGUUUAUCUCAGCUGAAUCAGACUCCUAAGUCAAUAGAAAUCUGGUGGCUUCUUGCCUUCCAGGUAUGAGCUGAGAUAUCUUGCUGCAUCUGGUACUGUCUGGAGCCACUAAUGUCCUAAUAUGGUUUGACCUUUUUCCCGAAAGUUUAAGUAUUUCCCAACUAAAAAACUCAUCACUUCUCUGGCUCUCUGUGACUUCUCCUAGAAACAGAAUAUGGCAGGAUGCUUUAGUGAGUGAGUGGGGAAAAUUCAGAUCCCCUAGAAUUGUAGUUUCUAUGCUUGUGACCUAGAACCUCAGUUCUACCUUUCCUUUCCACUAAUAAUGGAUAAGAUGGAAGAAAUUAAGGAGUUCAGAGACUAGAAAAACAAGGUGGAGGUCAUCCAGUUGGAAUCAAGGCAUCUCGGAAGAGCCAGAGUUCCCUUUCCUCUUCUUUUAUUUGUGAAUCGUCUACUUGGAAAUUACUUAACCCUUUAGGAAACAGGCCAAACCAUUUUAGGGCACUGGGGGCUCCAGACAUAAUAGGUGCAUCAAGAUGUCUCAACUUGCACCCGUUUCUUGGUUUUCUGAAUGUAUAUCAAGGAGUGUUUUAUCAAGAGAGUUUCCAAAUUAAUGUGAUGAGCAUGUGUGAGUCUCAGUUUGGAACCUUUGGCAUGUCGUACAAAAUAGACACUUGGUAAAUUAAAACAAGACAAUUUUUAAGGCUCAAUACCCAGAGUUCCUCUGGUCAGGACCCUUGGAGGAAGAUAUCAAUGUUUUCUGGCCUAUAAAAGGAUGCCAGAAAGGAUCCCCUUUCCCACCCUCAGCAAGGUGACCCCAAGAAAAGAUUACGUCUUUUCUUCUUAAUUUCUGAUCUGGGCUGAGAUCACUGUCCUUUGCUCCAGACAAGUAUAGGACUUCAGAGUCAGAAAUUCCACCAAUCUUCCCUAACUGGAUGUGCAAAUGCAUUUGGGUUAGGAUAAGUAGAAGGGGGCCAAGACUGCUUCUCUUAUUAUGGCAAACCCCAGUAGCCAUGACACAAUGUGCCAGAGAAUAGUUCACCAUCUCCACUGACAUCAUCAAUUUUUUUUUCCCCUGAGACAAUUGGGGUUAAGUGACUUGCCCAGGGUCACACAGCUAGGAGGUGUUAAGUGUCUGAGGUCAGAUUUGAACUCGGGUCCUCCUGAUUUCAGGGCUGGUGUUCUAGCCACUACGCCAACCACUGAUAUCAUAGACUUUGCCCCAAAGCCUUGCACUUCUGAGCUCCCUCUGUCUUGGUUUGGGUCUCCCCAAGCUCACAAGUUUGAAGAGUGUGUUUUUCCCUCUGAUCUCUCUUCUGUCCUCAAGCCACAAAGAUAUCCUAGGUCCUUCCUUUAGUCAAUAAUAAAUCAAUGGAUGGGAGAUCUCAUCAAUCAGGCAUUCCCCUCCAUCGUGCUGAUACACAUCCAUUUGCACCCUCUCAUCCUCCAGGCCAUAGUCUUCCCAAGAGGACUGGCCAAUAAUCUGGAAGCUGCCCUGCACCCCAUUGACCCACAUCCUUAUUUUUUAACUUGUGCCUCCUUUUCAGAGCCUACGUUUCCUUAUUGGUAUCUGUCCCCUGUACCUGUCAGGUAUGGAAGUUUGAAAAGUGCUUCCUUUACAAUGUUUCCAAUCAAGGAGUUCCCAGGAAUUGUGGCCAUUUUCCAAGGAGGAAACUAGCAGCUACAAGAAUUUAGAUGCUUGCCCAAGGUUAUUCAGGAGCAUUUGAGACCGGGUUCAAACUAGGAAGUUAUGUAGAAAGGGCUGAGCACUAAGGGGGACGAACACACAAAAUGGCGAAUGGUCUGUGACCUUGUGAAGUUGGUCCUUCACUGGGUCCUCCACACUCUUCCACCCAACUCUAAAGCUGGAGGGGACCUCAGAAUCAUUGUCUCCCUCUUCAUUUAACAGGGAAACUGAGGCUCAGGGAGGUGAGGAGUUAACCCAACUGGGAGUUAAUGGCGGAGCCAUACUUGGAACCCAAGUCUAUUCUUCCCCAAACCUUUGUACUGAAGACGGACUCAAGGUGCAUCGCGUGUAGGCCCCAGUGAAAUAACCUGCCCUUAUGAUAAAAGGAGGCAGCAGAGAAGGCUAUUAGCAUAUCUUUUGCACAGACUUUGGCUGACCCCAGUCCCUGCACAUCGCCCCACGUGGCCCUGGAUGCUGUGGUACGGUAUAGGAGAGGGACGAGUUGUGGCUAGGUGACUCUAGAUAAGACAUUUCUCUGUUUGCUCCUCUGCAAAAUAGGUGGGUUGGUCUCCCGGGGCCAAAUCCAGAGCUAAUAUCUUUUUGCUUUCCUUCCAGAAGUAGGCUCUGUUUCCUAGGACGGGGUAUCACUACAUGUUUACAAAAGAAAUCACAGCAUCUUCCCUACCUACCCCCUCACCUUUUUGUUUUCUUUUGGCAAAGGCCGUGCAGCGGCAGGUUUGGGGGAUGCAGGACUCAGCGUGUACGUCAUUAAAUUAUUUAAUAAACAUUCCAGCCGUGUCCGGAAUCACUGAGCAGUGAAGUGUUUCUGGGAUCCUUAGCUCAUAAAGGGACUAAUUCUGCCUCACUGUAUAAAUAUUAAACAUGCUGUUUAAAUAUUAAA